Messenger RNA from Sclerotinia sclerotiorum 1980 UF-70, 2184 nucleotides. RefSeq lists its product as hypothetical. The transcript has 3 exons. Lineage: Eukaryota; Fungi; Ascomycota; Leotiomycetes; Helotiales; Sclerotiniaceae. Bases 1 to 2184 code for a protein of 727 amino acids. The record is from RefSeq and is a predicted model, not a curated record.
AUGACGCAAGAGAAGCCACCGCAGCCAUCGCAAUCUCAAGAGGAGACUCCUCCCAACGUGGAUCCAAAAGAGUUCUAUGGGUAUUUGUUUGAUGAGAAUAAGAGUCCGACGCCAGUGCUAAAUGCGCUAUUGAGGGGUAUCGCAAAUUAUAUUAUAGAAAAUGUUGGAAGUAAAGAAGAUCAAUUCUUAACGCCAGAAAAGUUGGCACUUUUCUAUAAAGCUGUUGGUGGGAAUUACGAUUCUCUUUUUGUGGAGACUACACAUCCCUCGAUAUCUUGGAUUUAUGCCUCGAUAGGCUGUCAACAUACUCUGAACCCUACGAAAGAUGAUUUUGCGCCUCCUUCAAUACCAUGUCUCACUGUCCGAGGAUUUGUGCGAUGGCAAUCGAUAGAAAUACUUUUGGGGCCCGAGGAACAUGUAUCUUUUAUCCAAACCGCAGUACGAGAUUUUGAAAUCAAACACCCAACUACAGGAGAGAGAUUUCCAGUAGAUUUACCGAAAGAAGCGUUCCCAUUGGUACCGGACGCGGAGAUAGAAAAAUGGCAUAGAAGCUGUGCAGAGAAAUUACGUCAACGAGCAACUCCAGAUGAGGCACCAGAAGAAGUAACAGAAGAAGUACCAGAUCAACAAGAGGAUGUUCCCACGCCAGACCUCCCGCCUAGACCUAAAGUACAAGCAACAUACGUUCACGUCCGACCUUCCCCCAGAAUCCCGGAUCAUACACCAACUAAUGGCGGUAACUCUCGCACCGGUUAUUUCGAAACUUCUACUCGUGAGCCGCCCAUUCGUGAAUCCUCUUCUCGUGAACCUUCUGCCCGCGAACCUUCUGCCCGCGAACCUUCUGCCCGCGAACCUUCUGCCCGCGAACCUUCUGCCUAUGAAAGUUCCGCUCGUGAACCUUCAACUCGUGACUCUACUACCCAUCGGGCCGGGCGACCUAUACCUUAUUCACACGUUUCCGCAUCUCGUCCUCAACGACCACCUCUCAAUCGAUCACCAACUCAUCGAGUUCGUCAGUUUCUCGCUCCAGAGGAACCAUACUCAACCCGCAUACCUCGAGGACGUCAUCGCAGUUUUCCCAAUUUAAGCUCGCCCUCUUCAGAAGAUGGGCCCGUCCACGCUCACGCAUCCGCCUCGGAUCCUCACCAUCCACAUCAUAAUGUCCCGGUACCCGAUCCUCCACGUCCCGCUCAUCGGAGACAUAGUCAUCCUCGGCGAUCCCGGCAUGCACCGAUCGUCUCAGACUCCUCGGAUUCUUCCAGCAUUACUAGUGUGACAUCGGAUUCUGAAGAUGAUACGUCCCCUAAAACUCGUACUAACCCAUUAAAUUCAUCUACAAGCGCACGGGCAAUACCGAGACGCCCGCGAAGUACUUAUAUACCACGAAAUUCUGGCCCGGAGAGUCCUCGGGCUUUUGCAUUCUCGUCCACAGCACCAGGUAGUACGAUGCCGUCCCCUAUUUCAGAUGCUAGGGAAAGGGAGAGAGAAAGGGACAGGCAGAGAGACAUUGAGGAUAAAUUUAGACGGGGUCACUAUCCCACUAAUAUUGAUUUGAAUGGAAAUUUGAGCGCGCCAUUUUUGGCGGGGAGGAGGCACAGGGAGGCGGAAAGGGCAAUGAUUGAGGUAGAGGUGGAGAGAGACAUGGAAAGGGAGAGGGAUAGAGGGAGAGAAAAGGGGAGAAGUGAUAGUAGGGGGGUUAAAUGGAGGGAUUUGAGGAAUAUUCCUGAGAUGUGGAGAAAUGGGGGAAGGAGGGGUGAUGGAGUUAGUCAUCAUGUCAGUGGAGGUAGUGGUGGAGAAAGUGGAAGGGAGAGUGGAGAGGGCAGAGGGAGUAGGAGACAUAGUAGUCGAGAAGAUAGGGGAGAUAGGGAAAGAGAGAGAGAUCGUGAUAGAGAACGAGAAAGGGAGAGGGAGAGGGAGAGGGAGAGGGAGAGAGAGAGAGAUAGAGAUCGAGAUGAGAGGGAUCGAGAAAGAGAUUACAAAAGGAUGGAAAGUUCCAGGGUACAUUCGAGACAUAGUAGUCAUGAAGACAUUCCAACCAGGAGAAUCAGAACGGAAAGAGGAGAUAGAGAAAGAGAUGAUGAGUAUGAAGGAAGGAGUUUUAGGGAAAGGGAUAGAGAAAGGAGGGAAAGGGGUAUAAGUCCUGUAAGAGGGGUUGAUGGAAGGAAAUAUCCUGAAUGGAGGUGA